UCCGGUCCAGCUAACGCGCGUCUAAAAUAAAAUUUGACAUUUUGAGGUUAUGUUCACACGCAUUUUUACUUGUUUCACGCAUUGAUUGCAGUUUAAAGUAUCAUUUUUUGUGUUAUUAUGGAUAAGCCGCGUCCGUGCGGUUGUAAAGGCUGUCGCACUUGCCUCAUCUGCGAAAAAGACUACGGUCUUGGUGUGAAAAAUUUUCCGCUUCGGAAAGACCAAAGUUACGUUUAUUGUCCUCAUUGUAAUAAAGCAUGGCCCGGUUGGGACUUCAACGAUUACAAGAACCAUCCGUACCACGAUGGAGAACCCAUCGACUAUCCAGGUGUCUACAUCCAACUCGAUUUUCUGACAACCCAUGAAGAAGAGGAACUCAUGACUGGAAUCGAUGGUUUACCAUGGGAUUUAUCGCAGAGUGGGCGCCGGAAGCAAAAUUUCGGACCGAAGUGUAAUUUCAAGAAGAAUAAAUUGAAAGAGGGCAGUUUUAAUGGCUUUCCUAAAUUUUCAAAGUUUGUACAAGAGAAGUUUAAGAGUGUUGAUAUUUUAAAAGAUUUUUAUUGUGUGGAGCAGUGUUCGUUGGAAUAUGAUCCAAAAAGAGGGGCUUCUAUUGACCCCCAUAUUGAUGAUUGUUGGAUUUGGGGCGAACGGAUAGUCACCGUUAAUUUAUUAUCAGAUUCAGUUUUAACAAUGACUUACAAUAAAAAGAGUGAUUAUUAUAAUUUAGACCAUGUUGGUAGUUAUCCUGCUGUUUUAGAUGAUAAGGGGGCGCUGAAUUGUAGCGGGGAUUCGUACCGUGUUAAAUUUUAUGAAGAGGGUAAAUUGUACCCCAUUGUUCGCAUCCCAAUGCCCAACCGAUCUUUGUUGGUUCUUUAUAAUUCACCCCGCUAUGACUGGGAACACCAAAUUUUAAGAGAAGAUAUCACAGAAAGGAGGGUUUGUCUGGCAUAUAGAGAAUUCACCCCUGUGUAUUUACCAGGGGGUAAGAAACAGGAAGAAGGAGAGAAAAUACUGUCAAAGGGGCAGAAUUUUUGUUAAAAUUAUAGUAAAUUAGAUAGAAUUGUGAUAUUGACUAAUACACUUAAUAAAAACCGUUAUUUUUCUUGUACAA
Messenger RNA from Zophobas morio, 1108 nucleotides. Its product is annotated as alpha-ketoglutarate-dependent dioxygenase alkB homolog 4. Lineage: Eukaryota; Metazoa; Arthropoda; Insecta; Coleoptera; Tenebrionidae. The record is from RefSeq and is a predicted model, not a curated record. Gene Ontology annotation, molecular function: demethylase activity; oxidoreductase activity. The transcript has a single exon. Gene Ontology annotation, biological process: demethylation. The coding region runs from base 118 to 1035 and encodes 305 amino acids.